Messenger RNA from Dama dama (fallow deer), 663 nucleotides. RefSeq names its product transmembrane protein 247 (gene TMEM247). The record is from RefSeq and is a predicted model, not a curated record. The coding region runs from base 1 to 663 and encodes 220 amino acids. The transcript has 4 exons. Lineage: Eukaryota; Metazoa; Chordata; Mammalia; Artiodactyla; Cervidae. Gene Ontology annotation, cellular component: endoplasmic reticulum.
AUGGCAAUGGAGGAUAGGGAAAUGAUGGAAGGCCGAGGGGCAGGAGAAAGUUGCCCAACCUUCCCCAGGAUGGCGCCUGAUGACCCCAUGUCUGAAGGAAAGCCAAGGGCUUCGUUGCCCCAGGAGGCAGACACCCCGAAGCCAGACUCCUCCUACGACCACCUGGAGGAGAUGGAAACUUGUGAGGACGGAGGCUGCCCGGGGCCACCUAAGUCACUGUCCUCCAAGGCUGGCCCCGCUGCCACUAAAGGACAGGCGGGCGAUGGACCCGAACCCGCGGAGCUGCCCUCGGUCCCGGCGGCGCCGGGGACCCCCGUGCGCGAGCGCAACGCCGAGAUGGAGCUGGAGAAGGCGCGCAUGGAGUUCGAGCUCACGCGGCUCAGGUACCUGCAUGAGGAGAACGAGCGGCAGCGGCAGCACGAGGAGGCGAUGGAGCAGCUGCGGCAGCAGGCGACGCCCCGCCUGUUCUCGGGAGGCCUCCAGGACCUCCUGCUUCCCCAGAACCAGUUUGCCAUGUUCCUGUACUGCUUCAUCUUCAUACACAUAAUCUACGUCACCAAGGAGAUGAUCUUCUUUCUGUUCUCCAAGCACUACCUGUUCUGCAUUGUGGCCAUUUUGCUCUGUUUGAUUAAAACUUUAUGUGCUGUGGUGGUCCACCCAUGA